Molecule: messenger RNA, 435 nt
Organism: Camelina sativa (false flax)
Lineage: Eukaryota; Viridiplantae; Streptophyta; Magnoliopsida; Brassicales; Brassicaceae
Source: RefSeq, a predicted model, not a curated record
AUGUUUAUGGAAAGGGUUGUCUCACGAACUCUCAAAGCUAUAUGUUGGGCAACGGGACUGUAUGCUGGCGAAGCAGAAUGGACUAUGGAGUAUUCUUUCUUCAAUGUUACAAUUGAUCUUACUAAUGCUGGCCAUGAGCAUAUGGAAGAUAUUUUGGGAUUGUUGUUUAGACACAUUAAGCAUUUACAACAGUCUGGUGUUUCCCAGUGGAUUUUCGAUGAGCUCUCAGCUAUCUGUGAGGCAGAAUUUCAUUAUCAAGCCAAAAUACACCCAAUUUCUUAUGCAACACGUAUUUCACCAAAAAUGACGAUAUACCCAAGGAAGCAUUGGCUGGUUGGAUCAUCACUGCCUACGAAGUUCAAUCCAGCUAGUGUGGAAAAGGUUCUCAAUGAGCUUUCUCUCAAUGAGUCUUCUUCGCCACGUGCUCCAUUUUGA